AUGGCCGCGCUCCGGCGCCACGCCCACGCCAUCGACAAGUACCAGUUCCUGCAGCACGUCCAGGACAGCGACGAGACGCUCUACCAGGCGAUUCUGCUGGAACACACCGCUGAGGUCAUGCCCAUCGUCUACACGCCGACGGUCGGCGAGGCGUGCCAGCGCUGGGGCGAGCUGCACCACGCAGGCCCGCGCGGCGUCUACGUGACCCUGGACGACCUCGGCGGCGUGCGCGCCGCGCUCGAGAACGCCGCGCGCGACGCGGUCGACGUCGUGGUGGUGACGGACGGCGAGCGGAUUUUAGGCCUCGGCGACCUGGGCGCGCACGGCAUGGGCAUCCCCGUCGGGAAGUUGGCGUUGUACUCCUGCUGCGCGGGCAUCGACCCGGCGCGCUGCCUGCCCGUCGCGCUCGACGUCGGCACGGACAACGAAGAGCUCCGCGAGUCGCCGUCGUACGUCGGCGCGCGCCGGCCGCGCGACCGGUCGGCCAACUACGACGCGCUCGUCCGCGAGCUCGUCGACGCGGCGAAGGAGCUCUACGGCGCGAACGUGUUGAUCCAGUUCGAGGACUUUGGGAACGCGAACGCGUUCCGUCUGCUCGAGGAGUACCGAAGCGAGUGCUGCUGCUUCAACGACGACAUCCAGGGGACCGCGGCCGUCGUCUUGGCCGGGCUUUUGAGCUCGCUGCGCAUCACCGGCGGGACUCUGGCGGACCAGACGUUCCUGUUCUUCGGCGCCGGGGAAGCGGGCGUCGGCAUCGCGAAUCUCGUGUCCGAGGCCGUCGCGCGCGAAACGGGCGAGGCGCUCGACGACGCGCGGAAGCGCGUCUUCCUCGUGGACAGCCAGGGCCUCGUGACGAGCGCCCGCGGCGACCUGGCGGUCCACAAGGCCCCCUACGCGCGCGACGUCGGCGGCGCGGCGACGCUCCUCGACGCCGUGGAGCUCGCGAAGCCGACGGCCUUGAUCGGCGUCGCCGCGGUCCCCGGCGCGUUCGACGCGGCGGUCCUCGAGGCCAUGCAGCGACUCAACGACCAGCCCGUCAUCUUCGCGCUGUCGAACCCGACCUCGAAGGCCGAGUGCACGGCCGCGGAGUGCUACGCGGCCGCGCCGCGCGCCGUCUUCGCGUCGGGGUCGCCCUUCGACGCGGUGACCAUGCCCGACGGCUCGGUCCGCGUGCCGGGCCAGGGCAACAACGCCUACUGCUUCCCGGGCAUCGGCCUCGGCGCGGUCCUCGCGGGCGCGACGCGCGUCACGGACGAGGACAUGUACGCCGCCGCGACGGCCCUCGCGGCGUCCGUCGCCGACGACCGCCUCGCCCAGGGCUGCGUCUACCCGCCCCUCGCCGACAUCCGCGACGUCUCCGCGCGCGUCGCCGCGGCCGUCGCGGCGAACGCCUACGACGCGGGCACGGCGACGAAGCUCCCGCGGCCGGCGGACCUCGUCGCCGCGGCGCGCGCGGCCAUGUGGCGGCCCGGGGGCUGA
Aureococcus anophagefferens is the source of this 1479-nucleotide messenger RNA. RefSeq names its product malic oxidoreductase. The coding region runs from base 1 to 1479 and encodes 492 amino acids. Gene Ontology annotation, biological process: malate metabolic process; pyruvate metabolic process. The transcript has a single exon. The record is from RefSeq and is a predicted model, not a curated record. Gene Ontology annotation, molecular function: malate dehydrogenase (decarboxylating) (NADP+) activity; NAD binding; malate dehydrogenase (decarboxylating) (NAD+) activity. NCBI's taxonomy places the organism in Eukaryota, Pelagophyceae, Pelagomonadales, Pelagomonadaceae.